GAAGAAACUUGCAAUAGCCCAAGAAUUUCGCAAUUCCAAAACAUGUCUAGUAAGAAAGUUGAUGACUAUUCUUGGAGGCAACAUGGAAUACUAAAUGUCUGGUCCGCUAACAUAUUUCCACCCAACUACGAUUUGCGCAAGAUUUGCUCCUGUAACGAUUGUAGCUCCAAGAUUUCCAGUCUCUACAAAAUUGUGGAGCGCACAAAAUCCUUAUUUCAGACUAUCAUGGACAUGAUAUCUUUGCUCUCAUAUACACGUGAUCAAAUUUCGUAUCUGUCAAUCGCGUGUGACUGGUCAGCACGCACUCUUCACUGUUUUCGAAUUUUUCUCAAACGAAAGUGUGAGGUGAAGCUAGGAGUUCCAUUUACGCUUGAAGAAAACAAAUUACGAGUCAAACAUAUUGAAAUCCAAACAGUGAUAGCUGAAAGUCGUAUCUUUUAUGAUGAUUAUGAGAUCGAUAUAGAUGAUGAGGAGGAUCCAUCAUCAUAUGACGGCAUACGUUUUGAUAUUGGUAGUCGUGGGUGCCUAGAGCAGCUACCCGUUGAGGGUCUCGUUCCAGAAGUUGUAGAUACGAUAGCCAGAGUUAGUUGCUUCAUCCCUCUUCAGAUGCAGUUGUCGAACUUAAGGGCGAGCAUCGAAGGCACUUGCACAAUAAUGGGGUGGGAAAGGAGAGAGUUCUUUCGAAAAAGACGGAAGAAUAGAGGCAAAGAAUGGAGAGACUGUAGUAGAUUGAACGAAUUACUCGAAGAAUUAAUGAGCAUGGCUGUUGAGUUGGAAGAUGUUGUGCCGAAAUAUCGCCACUUAAUUCAACUAUUGGACAUAUUUGCUAGCGAGCUAAAGCAGCAGAAGGGCGGAUUUACGUAUGGGCGAGCUCUGAGUUUUGGUGGGCCCAGUAAAUGGGGACUCUUUGUGUACAAAGAAAAUGAAAAAAAAAGAAAAAGAAAAUUAGUGGUGUUCGCCGGUGAUGGAUAUGUCCCGAUCGGAGCACUUGUGCAGUUAAUCAUCCCGGUUGAGUCAGCUCACCGCGCCAUUUCCUCCAACGGUGAUAUCGGCCUCUUCCAAUUCAAAGGCGCUGAUGAGUUGGAAGGUGUUAUGCCGAAAUAUCGCCACUUAAUUCAACUAUUGGACAUAUUUGCUAGCGAGCUAAAGCAGCAGAAGGGCGGAUUUAUGUAUGGACGAGCCUUGAGUUUUGAUGAAGAUGAAUUAAAAUAA
Molecule: messenger RNA, 1212 nt
Organism: Striga asiatica
Lineage: Eukaryota; Viridiplantae; Streptophyta; Magnoliopsida; Lamiales; Orobanchaceae
Source: the annotation of a GenBank genome assembly